Molecule: messenger RNA, 786 nt
Organism: Pipistrellus nathusii (Nathusius's pipistrelle)
Lineage: Eukaryota; Metazoa; Chordata; Mammalia; Chiroptera; Vespertilionidae
Source: the annotation of a GenBank genome assembly
AUGUCUGGGAAGCCGGCUCUGCGGGCCCCCGGAGGCCCCUGGGCUGCAGCUGUGAUUCUGUGGCUGGUGGCACUGAGGGCCCCAGUGGCUGAGGGCAGAGACUCCCCAGGGGACUUCGUGCACCAGUCUAACUUCUUCUGCUACUUCACCAACGGGACGGAGCGCGUGCGGCUCCUGCACAGAUACGUCUACAACCGGGAGGAGAUCGCGCGCUUCGACAGCGACGUGGGCGAGUACCGCGCGCUGACCCCGCUGGGGCGGCCGGACGCGGAGUACUGGAACAGCCAGAAGGACCUCCUGGAGCGGAGGCGGGCCGAGGUGGACACGGUGUGCAGACACAACUACCCUAUGGAUGAGGCCAUGACCUUGCACCUGAGAGCGGAGCCCACAGUGACCAUCUCCCCGGCCAGGACAGAGGCCCUGAACCACCACAACAUGCUGGUCUGCUCGGUGACGGACUUCUAUCCAGCCCACGUCCGAGUCCGGUGGUUCCGGAACGACCAGGAGGAGACGGCCGGCGUCGUGUCCACCCCCGUCAUCAGGAACGGGGACUGGACCUACCAGGUCCUGGUGAUGCUGGAAAUGACCCCCCAGCGAGGAGACACCUACACCUGCCGCGUGGAGCACCCCGCCCUCCAGAGCCCCAUCACAGUGGAGUGGCGGGCACAGUCUGGAUCCGCCCAGAGCAAGAUGCUGAGUGGCGUCGGGGGCUUCGUGCUGGGGCUGAUCUUCCUGGGGCUGGGCCUUGUCGUCCGUCACAGGAAGCAGAAGGGGCUCCUGCGCUGA